AUGGGCGAAAUUUAUACCAGUUAUCCUCCUCCGUUGAACCCCGCACAGAAGGAAUACUUGGUGACCACCAUCAAGGAUUGGGCCACGCAGAACGGAUUGCUGGUUCGCCCUGCGCCUUCGUUUGUUUCAAAGGAAAUUGAUCCUUCUGGGGUAUUAGCGACGAAUGCGCCUGUCACUCUCUUCCCCAGCCCCUUCCCGAGAUCAUGCUUCAAUGAGGCGACGGCUUUGCAAACUGUAUAUAAUCGGCUCUACGCUGCAAUAACAUGUAACGAAGAAUGGAUUGGCAAGAUCAUGGAAGAUCUCAUUGAUGUGGAUGAUUUCAUUUCGCACCUGUGGAAAGUCCACCUCGCUGUCAAAAAGGAAGGAUACGUUCAGACACUGUCACUUGGACUGUAUCGGUCGGAUUAUAUGGUCCAUGUGCCGUCCAGCUCUACGGCACCUUCCUUAAAGCAGGUUGAAUUCAACACUAUUUCAUCAUCAUUCGGAGGCUUGUCCUCACUUGUGACAUCUCUGCAUACCGAACUUCUCGAUUCUCCUCCUGGCCAUCCAAUUGCGUACCCGAAUCACCCGUUGUUCGAGUCGAAUGCACCGCCUGAGAACACAGCAGUGGAGACUCUUUCCGCUGGGUUAGCUGCAGCGCAUAAUGCCUACGGCCCGUCAAAGUCCACACCAGCCCUUCCCACGUGUAUUGUAUUCCUGGUCCAGGAGAACGAGAGGAACACAUUUGAUCAAUUGGCGCUCUUCCGGCAGCUGACCAAGGCUCACAAGAUACCCGUUUUCCGUUUGCUCAACUCCGAGAUUCUCGAUCACACGUCGAUCCCUAGCUCCAACCCAUCACGGCCCCUUAUAUACUCGCCUCCCCAUUCCCCAGAAACACAAUUUGAAGUCACGACAGCUUAUCUCCGGUGCUUCUAUGCGCCGACUGACUUCAAAUCGGAGCGUGACUGGGAAGCACGGACUCACGUCGAGCGUUCUGCAGCGAUCAAAUGCCCCACAGUUCUAAACCAGCUGGCCGGUUGUAAGAUUGUACAACAGGUACUAGCCGAAACUACGGGCCCCGACCACCUUGCAGGCUUCUUACCUGAUACCGACUCAGCCGUUGUUGCAAGGCUCCGGAAAACCUUUGCGCCCCAAUACGAUUUGGCCUCUGGUGGCCGUGGCAGGGACCUCGCCUUGAAUGUCGAAACAGCCAUGAACCACGUUCUUAAGCCCCAGCGCGAGGGCGGUGGUAACAACAUCUAUAAGGAAGCCAUUCCAGACUUCCUACGCUCCAUUCCCGAAAGCGAAUGGAAGCGCUGGAUUCUUAUGGAGUUGAUCAGACCACCUACUGAGGCAAAGAACAUUGCCUUGAGAACCGAUGGAGAGGUUCUAAGUGGGGAAGUCAUCGGAGAGUUGGGUGUCUAUGGAACUAUUCUCUGGGAUCAGGCCGAUGGAAAGAUCACCCACAAUGAGCAAGGCGGAUGGCUGAUGAGAACCAAGUCCAAGGAUGUCAACGAGGGAGGAGUUGCAACAGGAUUCUCCAGCUUAGAUAGCAUUCUUCUCUAUUAG
Molecule: messenger RNA, 1548 nt
Organism: Aspergillus bombycis
Lineage: Eukaryota; Fungi; Ascomycota; Eurotiomycetes; Eurotiales; Aspergillaceae
Product: glutathione synthase
Exons: 2
Coding region: 1-1548 (515 amino acids)
Biological process (GO): glutathione biosynthetic process
Cellular component (GO): cytosol
Molecular function (GO): glutathione synthase activity; glutathione binding; ATP binding
Source: RefSeq, a predicted model, not a curated record